This is a messenger RNA of Schistocerca cancellata (South American locust), 2304 nucleotides long. Its product is annotated as E3 ubiquitin-protein ligase ZNRF2-like. The record is from RefSeq and is a predicted model, not a curated record. NCBI's taxonomy places the organism in Eukaryota, Metazoa, Arthropoda, Insecta, Orthoptera, Acrididae. Bases 8 to 442 code for a protein of 144 amino acids. The transcript is spliced from 4 exons.
GCCAGCCAUGGGCAUCAUCAUCGGCUCGUGCGUGCCCGACCCGCAGGCGCAGGGCUCGGCCGCCUCCGCCGCCGCCGCCCACCACGAGCUCGUGGCCGCCGCCGCCGCCGCAGCCGCCGCCGGCGCCGCCUCCGCCUCUCCGGGGGUGGCCGGCGUCCGCGGCAUCCGCAGGGUGCUCUACGGAAUAAAAUGUCCUGUGUGUGCAAAGUUCGUCCUUCCGGAUGACAUAGAAUGUCACCUGGUGAUGUGCCUCACGAAGCCGCGGCUCAGUUACAACGAAGAUGUUCUGGCAGAUGACAAAGGAGAAUGUGUCAUAUGCCUGGAGGAUCUACAGCAAGGAGAUAUCAUUGCUAGACUGCCUUGUCUCUGUAUAUAUCACAAAAGCUGCAUUGACAGGUGGUUUGAAGUGAACCGUUCGUGUCCAGAACACCCUGGUGAUUAGCCUCUGUCAGCCGCCUCUUCCCGAACUGUUGAGGUAUUACCUCAUGGUGAAGUGAUUGUUUUAAAACUGUUACAUACAUUCAAAUAGGAAUUACAGUUUUCACACCGUAACAAAUGCAGUAACAUUGGGAGGAUAGUUAGGCAGUUUGAAAAAUAUAGUUGUUGAGUUUGUGAUCUGGAUUCACAUUUUUAGAAUCCUGCCCUCUGUAUCUGUUUUAAUUAUCUACCCAAAUAAGAACAACAGAGAGAGAGAGAGAGAGAGAGAGAGAGAGAGAGAGAGAGAGAGAGAUGGUUUUGUGAGGGGGAUGGAUGACUCAUAUUGUGAUGUGUUGAAAGAUUUUUUUAGGGAAAGAGAAGCUACUGUGCUUUGCCAGCAUUCUUGUCAGUUACUAACAACAGUUAAGAGAGGUUGUUUGAAACCUCACUGAAAUAGAAUGGGAAAGGGCAAGAAUUUAAUUACGUGUUCUGUUCAUGAAUAUUGCUUCAUAUUUUAUAUAUAUAUUUCUCAGACAGAACACAUUGCUUGCUUUGCCUUUUUUGGUAUAACAUACAGUUUUAAGGCAUUGUACCAUAUUUACUGUGACAUAUUAGACAUAUGUUUGAGUAUUUGAUUAACAUAACUGUAUUUACAUGCUGAAACGAAAGCCGAAUGUUUAGUCCUUCGAGUUCUUGUGUUUAACAUCACUCACUGCAACGACCACUUGUCUUUGCUGUAAGAGCGUAUAAUACUUGUAAUAUGUUUUGAAGUAUAAUUGAAAAGACUUAGACUAAGGAUUACGGGCACAUACAAGUAACUGUGUUAGAAGCAGGGAACUCCCUAAAAGUCUGGUAGGCUUUAAUAUUUUUGAUACUUUCAUAAAAAAACUAUAUAGAGCAAACAUGCUACUCAGGAGUAUUUUUGAGUGACAGCUUAAGUAAUUUAUUGUUGUGAAUGGAAAUAAGUGAAACCAAAGAUGUUGAUUAAACAGUGCUAAAGUUUAAAACUGUUUGCAUCCAAAAUUUUUAUUGCUUAGAAACUUUUUAAAAAAAUAUUAGAUUUGUAAAUCCUUACUUUUUAUUAAUGAGUGUGGAAAUUGUAUUCGUAAGCAGUUUCUAACAGUUGGUUUAACCCUAUAAACACACACUGUUUUGAUGAUGCUUAAGUCAAAUUGUACUGUUGCUAGAAAGUUUUAUCAGUUUGCUGCAAGCUUACAGUGGGAGUGACUAUAAGAGUACCUUACAACAUGUUGUGCCAUUUCUUUCAAUUUUGUUCCUAUCGUAUAUAAUUAUUGAAAUCAGCUACAGUGUAACAAAAAUCCUGAAAUUAUCUUAGCAGUUUAAUUUUUAUGUGAAAAUUAUAUGAUUGUUGCUAGCUUAUAAGUGCUAUUUGCUUUUACGAUUUAAGUUCUAAACAAUGUUGAAUAUGUGUGCUAUGGGAAAUUGUUUUAUGGUUUUUAUGACAUUGUGAUAGUAAGAUAAAGAUGCAUUGUGGAACAAACUCCAGUAAAACAUGACAACAUUGUGAUUAAUUCUUACAGCUGAAACACUGAAGUGGUUUAAGAAUGAUUUAUUUAAAAAAAGUGAAUCUGAAGAGAGACAGCAGUCAGUGCUUUUCACAUGCUAAGUGAAGAGUGAGAAGAGGUGGUAAUAAAAUCUAACUGUGAUUCCAUUAUAAAGGCUUGAUUUUACCAGGCUGCACUGUGCUGCCACUAUUUCGGAAAGAUGCCUUGGUGCUACACUUGAAGGUGUAAAACUCAAAUUUGUGUGGAAAUAUAUUCCUUGUGAUGCAGUAAUUAGACAUGUAAAUAACCAAUAUUAUGAUGAUGAAACUUCUGUAUUGUUAUUUUAGCCAAAAUCAAUUAUAAUAUACAACAACAUCCUGUG